AUGCUUCCGCGGAGCAAGUCGGAAGCGGGUAGGGGCGGGGUUGCGCUUAGGAGGGGGAGAGCCCGCGCAGGAGCAGUGACGAUAGGGUCGGUGGGCUCUGAGGCGGAACUCGCGCAAGGGGUGGUACGGCGGGCGUCGCAGGGGGAGCUGGCUGCGGAGGAGGGGGUGAUCAGCACGCCAAUGGAGGCAAUGGUGCUGGGGGAAGUGAUGGGGGGUCCCAAGGUGUCGCCUUCUCAGGUGGAGGCUUUUCCGUGCCAGUGGUGCUCCCAGAUGCUGGCAGUGCCGGCGCAGCUGCAGCCGUCACACAAGGGCAGGCAGAAACUGCGGUGCGGCAAGUGCAUGCGCGUGUCUAAGUAUGCUGUCACUCUGCCGCCGCCCGACAUGCCUGGCCUACCCCUCCUUAUUCCUGUUGAGAGCGCACAAGAAAAGGGUGAUGUGCAGUCCCAGGACGCUCAGCAGCAGCAGCAGCAGCAGCAGCAGCAGGGGCUGGCAGCUCAGCAAUCCCUGCCUCGCAGAGCAUCACAGGGAGCAGCAGGCGAAGCUCAGCCUUCAGCCAAGCACGUCCGCAAGUCCAGUGGUGGUUCUGACUCCAGUACCAGUGGUGUUGCACCUGCUCUCAGAAUGCCUAGUACUGGAGCGGCAGCAGCAGCAGCAGGAGCAGAGGGAGCAGGAGGAGUGAUGGCAGCAGCAGCUGUGGCAGACGAGAAUGGACAGGAGUUGGUCCCGAGGACCGCAUCAGGGAAGCGGUUCCAGCGGCAGGCACGGGACAUGCUGGCAACAAGACGAGUCACCGUGGGUCCGGGCGGCAAGCUGGCCACCGUUCCUUCCUUCCGUGCUGCUCCUCAGAUACAGGGAGGGACAGCAGGAGGAGGGGCGGCAGGAGGAGGGGCGGCAGGAGGAGGGGCGGCAGGAGAUGGUGCUGGUGGAGGGGGAGGGGAGAUGUCGCUGCGGCGAACAUCAACAGAGAGGAAGGGAGCGAAAGGGGUAGAGGGAGGGGGAGCAGUGGUGCUGAUGCCACGGAGCAGGACGAUGAGUAUGGGUGUGGAGGCACAGUACCGGAGAAAGGUGGUUGUGAAUGGGGUGCCUGUGCCGGACCAGAGGGUUCUUGUUGCAGAGCAGAGGAUUGGGAAGAUCGAAGCCUGGGAAUUAUUGCUAGGCAAUGCCCCUGUGUCCAUGGAUUGCUCCGUGCCAGUGGUGCUCCCAGAUGCUCGCCGUGCCACAAAACUGGAGCCGAGAGACGGAGUUCAGAAGCUGCGUUGCGGAAAGUGCCUAAAGAUCUCCAAGUUCUCCGUCUUCGUCCCUCCCGCCGGCGGCGUUCCCGUGCUCAUGCCUCUUUCCGCCUCCGGCCCUCUCCCCGGUCCGCCUUCUGUAGCUGUUUCGCGUGGUGGAGCCCAAAAUCAGCAACCCCUGCCUGUGCAGCCACAGCCGCAGCUGCAGCCGCCGCCGCAGCAGCAGCAAGGGCAGGUGGUGUCGGAGGAAACGUGGCUGCAGCAGCCGCUGCAAGGUGUAGCCCCGCUGCAGGCUUACCAGCAACAGCCGCAGUUCCAACAGCCGCAGGGCAUGGGUCCCGUGCAGCCGCAGCAGGCGCGGCAGCCUUCGCCGCAGCUCAUGCAGCUGCAGCAGCAGCAGCAGCAGCAGCAUGCAGCGUUGCAGGGUUAUGGGCAGGGUGCGCAGGGGCUGGUGCAGCAGAUGGGCGGCUUGAGCAUGGGUGAGUCGUUUAGUCAGCAGCCGUAUGCUAUGGCCCCUCAGAUGCCACAGGGGAUCGGCCCGCAGGGAGGGAUGCAGCAGGGCAUGGGGCAGCAAGGCAUGGGGCAACAGGGCAUUGGGCAACAGGGCAGUGGGCAGCAAGGCAUGGGCCAGCAGGGGAUGGGGCAGGUGUAUCAGCAGCAGGCUCAUGCACCUGGGCAUAUGCAGGCUCACCCACAACAGCAGCAGGCGGUACCUCAUUCCAGCAACAGAUGGUUGGGGGAGCGCAGCAGCAGCCCUCCGCAACAGCAGCAGCCACUCCACCCAUACCAGCAGCAGAGCCCCAUGCAGGGUCGCUCUCACAUGGGCAAGGUAGCAUACGGGCAUCAAGCACCCAGACCUCCUCUAUCCGGUGGGAGCAUAGGGGGGCACCUGGAGAGCGAGGAGGGCCUGCCAAGGCAAGGGUCAGGGAAACGGUUCCCCAAGCAGCCGCCACAGCCCCCCAUGGACCCACAAGCUGCCACCAGACGUGGGCCGCCCGGGCGGGCAGAUGCGAUGACGGUGGCGCCGAGAAGCUCCACGCUGGGCGGCGAGGGGCAGUACCGUCGCAAGGUGUAUAUGAACGGGCAGCCCGUGCCUGACAAGCUUGUGUUCCUGGCUGAGAGGCGGAUUGGAACGAUUGAGCCAGGCAGCUACUGGUAUGACUGCCGAGCUGGAUUUUGGGGCCCUGUGGGAGGGCCAGCAUUCGGAGUUACUCCGGCUUUUAUGAGGGAGUUCGGCAUGCAGCCGAUGCAGAGUGACUGUUCCGGAGGCAAGACUAAGGUGUUUGUGAAUGGGAGAGAGCUGCACAAGAAGGACCUUGUUUACUUUGAUGAAGAGGGGCUUUCCGGACACUCCUGGAUGGUGGACAAGAAGAAGGGUAUGUACAUGGUGAAACCCCAAUAA
Molecule: messenger RNA, 2631 nt
Organism: Closterium sp. NIES-65
Lineage: Eukaryota; Viridiplantae; Streptophyta; Zygnematophyceae; Desmidiales; Closteriaceae
Source: the annotation of a GenBank genome assembly